AUGGAUAAGAGUUGGUUAAAUCAGCCUAGAUUUACUACUGCUUAUAAGGAUGGGGUUCGAGAUUUUCUUCAAUUUGCCAUGCGUAAUGCUUUUAGUAAUGGAAAAAUAAUGUGUCCAUGUAUUCGGUGUGUUAAUUGUUCACAACAAACUCUUGAAAUUGUUAGAGAGCACUUAAUUUGUGAUGGUUUUAUGAGGGGAUACACUACUUGGAUAUUACAUGGGGAGGAGUUACCUUCUAAUAUGGGUGAUACAUCUUGUCCUUUAGAUAUUUCCCAUAGAAAUGAAAUUGAACAUGUUCCCAGUCCUCAUACCUUAAAUCCUCCUAGGUUACGCGAUAAUAUGGUAGAGUUAUUGCAGGAUGCCUUGCGUGAUAAUCUUCCAUCUAUUAAUGACACGCUAAUGGACGCGAAUGUCAUAGAAACUAGCUUAGGAGAUGGCAUUGAGGAGCCCAAAAUAAUCCAAUUGCGGAUAUAUGCUUCUGCUGAAACCGCUAAGGAAAUGAGGUGGCAUGAAGAUGGACGUAAUAAGGAUGGAUUAUUAAGGCAUCCUGCAGAUGGAGAAGCUUGGAAGGCUUUUGAUGCUCGUUAUCCUGAUUUCUCUUCGGAGCCACGUAAUGUGAGGCUUGGUUUGUGUAGUGAUGGUUUUAGUCCUUUUGGAAUAAUGUCCACUAGUCAUAGCACAUGGCCGGUUGUACUAAUUCCUUACAACACUCCACCAUGGAUUUGCAUGAAGCAAUCUUCAUUUACCUUAUCAAUGAUUAUUCCAGGAAAAAACAGUCCUGGGAAUGAUAUUGAUAUUUAUUUACAGCCUUUGAUUUCUGAAUUAAAAGAAUUAUGGAGUGGUGUCUCAACUUUUGAUUCUUUUAAGAAAGAAAGGUUUUCUUUGCGUGCUGCUUUGAUGUGGACAUUAAAUGAUUUGCCUGCCUUAGCAAUGUUGUCUGGUUGGAGGACUAAAGGAAAAUUUGCAUGUCCUUGUUAUGCUUCGUCCACUAGUUCAAUAUGGCUAAAUAAUAGCAAGAAACAAUGUUACAUGGGUCAUCAUAGGUGGCUACCCGAGGAUCAUAUAUUUCAUAAACAAGCUGAAUUUUUUGAUGCCACUGAAGAGUUACGGGUAGCUCCUAUAAGAGCGAAUGGUAGUGAUGUGUUGAAUCAAUUAGAUAGAAUUCAACAUACAUAUGGCAAGCAAUCAAAAAUGAAAAAGAGGAAGAAAAGGUCUAAUGAAGGAAAUGAUGAUUCAUUAAUAAGGUGGAAGAAGAGAAGCAUUUUUUUUGAAUUACCAUAUUGGCAACAUAACUUGCUACGCCACAAUCUAGAUGUUAUGCACAUUGAGAAGAAUGUGUGUGAUAAUUUUCUAGACACUUUCUUGAAUGUGGCUGGUAAAUCAAAAGACAACUUGAAUGCUCGCCUUGAUUUGGAGGAAUUGGGCAUUAGGAGUGAAUUGCAUGCCCAAAAUUGUCCAAAUGGUGUGUUAGAAUGA
Messenger RNA from Manihot esculenta (cassava), 1476 nucleotides. RefSeq lists its product as uncharacterized. The record is from RefSeq and is a predicted model, not a curated record. Lineage: Eukaryota; Viridiplantae; Streptophyta; Magnoliopsida; Malpighiales; Euphorbiaceae. Bases 1 to 1476 code for a protein of 491 amino acids. The transcript is spliced from 3 exons.